GAGCCGGUGCGGUUCCUCCCUCCCCGGGUGAAUCACCCCGUCCGCACGCCAGCUAGCAGCUCCAGCUCCGAGCGCCCGUGCUGUACUCCUGCUGCUCCCGCCUGCAGCCUCCCUCUCCUCCUGCGCUUCCGUCGCGCCCUCUGAGCCCCGUUUCCCAGGCCGUGGCAGCCCCCCAGGACCGGAGCCAUGUCGGGCAUCGCAGCCAAAGUGGUGAAAGAUCGGGAGACGGCGGCCGGCCUGGGCACUCACGAGCAGGCGGUCAAAUACCUCAACCAGGACUACGAGGCGCUUCUCGGCGAAUGCCUGGAAGAAGGCAAGCUCUUCCAGGACCCUUCCUUCCCGGCCAUUGGAUCUUCCCUGGGGUUCAAGGAACUGGGACCGCAUUCGAGCAAAACUCAAGGCGUCGUCUGGAAGAGACCCACGGAGAUCUGUUCCGAUCCCCAGUUUAUUAUUGAAGGAGCAACCCGCACGGACAUCUGUCAAGGAGCGCUAGGUGACUGCUGGUUGCUGGCAGCCAUCGCCUCCCUCACCCUGAAUGAAGAAAUCCUGGCCAGGGUGGUUCCUAAAAACCAAAGCUUCCAGGAAAACUAUGCUGGGAUCUUCCAUUUUCAGUUCUGGCAGUAUGGUGAGUGGGUAGACGUGGUGGUGGAUGACAGGCUGCCCAUAAAGAAUGAUGAGCUGCUCUUUGUCCACUCGGCCGAGGGAAGUGAAUUCUGGAGCGCCCUCCUGGAAAAAGCCUAUGCCAAGGUCAACGGAUGUUACGAAGCUCUCUCAGGAGGCGCUACCACAGAGGGCUUUGAGGACUUCACUGGUGGGAUAGCUGAGUGGUAUGAGCUGAGGAAGGCCCCUGACAACUUGUUCACCAUCAUCCAGAAGGCCCUGCAGAAGGGUUCUCUCCUUGGCUGUUCUAUUGAUAUCACCAGCGCUGCAGACUCGGAGGCUGUAACUUUCCAGAAGCUGGUGAAAGGACAUGCAUACUCAGUCACUGGAGCAGAAGAGGUGGAGUUUAGAGGAAGCCUGCAGAAGCUGAUUCGCAUCCGAAACCCCUGGGGAGAAGUGGAAUGGACUGGAAAGUGGAGUGACAACUGCUCUAACUGGAACAGCAUAGACCCGGAUGAGAGGGAGAGACUAACCAGGAAAUUUGAAGAUGGAGAAUUCUGGAUGUCUUUCAGUGACUUCUUGAGGCACUAUUCUCGCCUAGAGAUCUGCAACCUAACCCCAGACACGCUAAUCAGUGAUACCUACAAGAAGUGGAGACUCACCAAGAUGGAUGGGACCUGGAGGCGGGGUUCUACUGCAGGGGGCUGCAGGAACUACCCAAACACUUUCUGGAUGAACCCUCAAUACAUGAUCAAGCUGGAGGAGGAGGAUGAGGAUUCUGAUGGCUCCGAGCCAGGAUGCACCUUCCUGGUGGGCCUCAUCCAGAAACACCGGCGACGCCAAAGGAAAAUGGGAGAGGAUAUGCACACUAUCGGCUUUAGUAUCUAUGAGGUUCCUGAGGAGUUUUCUGGUCGGACCAACCUCCAUCUCACCAAAAACUUCUUUCUGACGACAAGAGCAAGGGAGAGGUCAGACACGUUCAUCAAUCUCCGGGAAGUGCUGAACCGCUUCAAGCUGCCCGCCGGAGAAUAUGUCAUCGUGCCUUCUACUUUUGAACCCCACAAGAAUGGGGAUUUCUGCCUCCGAGUCUUUUCAGAGACAAAAACUGACUCUCAAGUUGUCGAUGAUGAAAUUGAGGCCAGCCUGGACGAGAAUGAUGUCGAUGAAGAUGGCAUUGAGGACAAUUUCAGAAAACUGUUUGCUCAACUGGCAGGGGAGGAUGCGGAGAUUUCUGCCUUUGAGCUGCAGACUAUCCUGAGGAGAGUCCUAGCAAAACGUCCAGAUAUCAAGUCGGAUGGCUUCAGCAUCGAGACGUGCAAGAUCAUGGUUGACAUGCUAGAUGUUGAUGGGAGUGGUAAACUGGGUCUAAAGGAGUUCUACCUUCUCUGGUCAAAAAUACAAAAAUACCAGAAAAUUUACAAGGAGAUGGACGUUGAUAAGUCUGGCACCAUGAAUGCCUAUGAGAUGCGUAAAGCAUUAGAAGAAGCAGGUUUCAAGCUACCCUAUCAGCUCCAUCAGGUCAUCGUAGCUCGGUUUGCAGAUGACGAGCUCAUCAUCGACUUUGAUAACUUUGUUCGGUGCUUAGUUCGACUGGAAACACUGUUCAAGGUAUUCAAGCAGUUGGACCCGGAGAACACCGGAACAAUAGAACUCAAUCUUACCAGUUGGCUGUGUUUUUCAGUCCUUUGAUGUAAUAAUAACUGACCCUACUGAAGACUUCUCAUGAAAUUACGGUCACCUGAAGACUAAUCUUCCAUAAAAGAAACACUAUGUCCUAGUUUUGAUCUGCAUCUUGAGUUUAUGAAUAGCAACUGCUUGAACUAAUGAUUAGGACUGACAAAAAGUAGCAUUGUCUUAAGUACUUGAGAGAUCAAAAUUUCCAGAUACCCAGUGCAAGAGAUCUGUAGACUCAUUACAUUAUAUGCAAAAAGUGUAGUUUAGCCCUUUGCAACCUCAAUAAAAGCUUUAAUUUUGUAAAUAGGACAUACUUUUUUUUUUACAUGCUUACAUAUGUAUAACAAUAUUAAGUCAAGAAAAAUGCAGGGAAAAACCCAAUACCUAUGCAAACAUGAAGCUGUUUUUACAGGAACCAACCCUUCAUUGUGUAAAUGUAAUAUGUAAAAUGUAAAUGUAAAUAAAAAGUAUUUACAUUUGCAAAUUUAGCUGA
Vombatus ursinus (common wombat) is the source of this 2767-nucleotide messenger RNA. Its product is annotated as calpain-2 catalytic subunit. The coding region runs from base 187 to 2289 and encodes 700 amino acids. Gene Ontology annotation, biological process: proteolysis. Gene Ontology annotation, cellular component: cytoplasm. NCBI's taxonomy places the organism in Eukaryota, Metazoa, Chordata, Mammalia, Diprotodontia, Vombatidae. The record is from RefSeq and is a predicted model, not a curated record. The transcript is spliced from 21 exons. Gene Ontology annotation, molecular function: calcium ion binding; calcium-dependent cysteine-type endopeptidase activity.